GAGCGAGUCUCGACGUCGCUGGAAGUUUGCACACCAAAUAAAACGCUACAUAUACGUAUAUAUACCUAUUUGUAAGGCACAUCAACUUAUUUGAUAUGUGGCUCAAGUAUACGGUUAGUCUGUGCGUUUGCCUGCUGCUUGUGCGCGCAGCCAUUGUGCCCAUCGAGGAGCCCAAGGAUGAGCAUAAACAAGGAGUGGGCAAAUCAAACUCAACGCUGGAGCUUGUGCACUUGCUGUUUCGACAUGGCCCACGCACUCCCGUCAACACAUACCCCAAGGACCCGCAUAUUAACGAGACCUAUGAGCCCUACGGCUGGGGUCAGCUGACGAAUGAGGCCAAGGUGGAGCUCUACAAGAUUGGCAAACAAAUGCGCAAACGCUACAAAAACUUGCUGUUGCCCUACUAUAAGCCAGAUCUGCUGCACGCUCAGGCGACGCAGUCGUCACGCACCAUCAUGUCCCUGCAGAUGGUGCUGGCUGGCAUGUUCCCGCCAGAGAAUACGCCCCUGGAGUGGAACAUGAUGCUCAACUGGCAGCCCAUACCCAUCUACACGGAGCCGGAGGCCAGCGACAAGAUCCUGCGCCAGAAGGUGCCCUGCCCCCGGUACGAGGAGGCCGUCUGGGAGGUGAUGCACACGCCAGAGGUGCUCGCCUUGCACGAGAAGAACGCCGAGCUGCUGCAGGAGCUGAGCGACUUGACGGGCCUGAAUGUGACCUAUGCCCAUGACGUGACGGACAUCUUCAUCUCACUGCAGACCGAGCUGGCCUACGGCCUGAAGCUGCCCGAGUGGACCAAGCAGUACUUCCCCGACAAGAUGCGCCCGCUGGCAGCCAAGGCGUACAGCUAUGAUGCCUACACGCCGGAGCUGUGCAAGCUGAAAGGUGGCUACUACCUGGAGGACGUCUACAAGCACUUGCAGGCCAAGAUUGACGGCAAACUGGAGCCAGCGGGCAGAAAGCUGUUCAUCUCCUGUGCACACGACUGGACCAUAUCGAAUGUGCUCAGCGCCCUGAAUGUGUGGGGUGACAGAAUGCCCCGCUUCUCGUCUCUGAUUGCCAUCGAGCUGCAUCGGCGCGCAGAGAGCGGCGACUACUUCGUCGAGAUCUACCUGCAAAACGAUCCCAGCAAGCCGCCAGAGCUACUGCAGGUGCCCGGCUGUGAGGAGCAGUGUCCCAUUGAGAAACUGCUAAAGCUCUCAGAGCCUAUCCUGCCCGACGCGCCCUACGAGCAGCUGUGCCUGGCCAAGGGCACCGGCGACGGCACACGCAUCACUUACCACAACUGAGCGGCCCUCAACUUAAUCUAGCAGUAUUAACUAAACUUGAUAUACAUAUAUAUGGAUGUGGUUUAUAUAUAUGGAGUGUACAUAUGUAGAUAAU
This is a messenger RNA of Drosophila navojoa, 1380 nucleotides long. RefSeq names its product lysosomal acid phosphatase. Lineage: Eukaryota; Metazoa; Arthropoda; Insecta; Diptera; Drosophilidae. Gene Ontology annotation, molecular function: phosphatase activity. Gene Ontology annotation, biological process: dephosphorylation. The record is from RefSeq and is a predicted model, not a curated record.